Molecule: messenger RNA, 1341 nt
Organism: Dermacentor albipictus
Lineage: Eukaryota; Metazoa; Arthropoda; Arachnida; Ixodida; Ixodidae
Product: mitochondrial amidoxime-reducing component 1-like
Molecular function (GO): molybdenum ion binding; catalytic activity; pyridoxal phosphate binding
Source: RefSeq, a predicted model, not a curated record
GUCGGUGUCAUUUGCACGCGUGCAAGGUCGGCGCUAUCUGAAGGAACGUCUCCUAAGAACUUGAGCGUCUCUCAAGAAUUGUCGCGAUUUCAGCAUCCCCAUCCCCUGCAUGGAUGCGCAAUAAAUGUGCGCAUCUUGAUCUCGCAUUCCCUUGAUCGUGCUGCGCACAAGUUAAAUUAUUUCUUGCUGUGCGAAACGCUGCCGACUGUGUUCCGUUUGCUCUGGCUAGGUGCAUUUGGAAACACAAGACUCGUGAUUCGUGUCCCUGCUCGAAUGCUUUGCUCCUGCUGUUGCAGACAUGGUAUAUUCAACCAUACGUGCACCUACUCUGAGCGCUAUUGCCCUGACUGCCGCAACUGUGGGCGGAGCAGUGGGUGUUGCGACUUACUUCUGGCUAAAACGCAAGGUCAGAGACAAUGACAACUUUGUGCCCGUGGGGCACUUGGCCAACAUUGUGAUUCAUCCAAUCAAGUCUAUUGCUGGAGUAGAGGUGCCUUAUGCAGACUGCACAGUGGCUGGACCAGUUUACAGAGGGCUCAAGGACAGGCAGAUGCUCGUUGUCAAGGGCGAUUGCUUUGUCUCCAUGCGCGAAGAGCCACGCCUCGGCAAGAUUAGGGUCACCUUCGAUGAGGACAAGCUGACACUGACACUGACAGUCGAUGGCUAUGCACCACUCAUAUUGGAUACUUGUGACCCUGAAGAGCACAAAAAACCUUCGUUCACCGUCAGGGUUCGAAAGUUCAGUUACAAAGCCAAUGAAGUGUCUGAAGAAGCCUCAGACUGGUUCAGGAACUACCUCAAGCAUGACGAUGUUCGUCUGGUGAGGGUUGUUCUUGACAGGGAGACCAUCAACCGAAGCAAGAAUGGUGCUGCUCCGGUGGCCUUCCAAGAUGAAUCAACAUUUCACGUCCUCUCAAAGGCAUCCCUCGAUGGGCUGUUGUCAAAGCUGCCUGGAGACAGUGACAUUCAACAGCGCAAUUUUCGACCCACACUUAUCAUAGACGGCUGUGAAGCCCAUGCAGAGGACCACUGGCGACGCUUCAGGAUCUCAGACGCAGAGAUGGCAUUCUUAAGCCGCACACCUAGGUGUAUCUUGACGACGGUAGAUCAAGACACAGGCAUUAGAACUGACAAAGAGCCACUUGUGACACUGCGAAAGUACAGAAUUGACAGGUCUGAAGAAGGAGUGAAGAAGUAUGAAUUCCAACCACUUUUUGGUGUGGGCGCAUUGCCCAUCAGAGAUGGCCGAAUCACGGUCGGAGACGAAGUCUAUGCUCUGCUGUCCCCGAACUCAUUACUGUGAGCCAGGCACGUACCCAGGGGGGGGCCCGGGGGGGCCCG